This is a messenger RNA of Zingiber officinale, 2696 nucleotides long. RefSeq names its product protein NSP-INTERACTING KINASE 1-like. Lineage: Eukaryota; Viridiplantae; Streptophyta; Magnoliopsida; Zingiberales; Zingiberaceae. Gene Ontology annotation, molecular function: ATP binding; protein binding; protein kinase activity. The transcript has 12 exons. Gene Ontology annotation, biological process: protein phosphorylation. The coding region runs from base 497 to 2413 and encodes 638 amino acids. The record is from RefSeq and is a predicted model, not a curated record.
UAGAUUCGGUCUCGUACAAACCUGCUCUGGAAAUUUCUUAUAGUUUUUUUAAUAUCCAACUAAAUCCGCCAUUUGCUCACUCCCAACUGCCAAAAUCCGAUCUUUAUGUCAUUUUUGUUGUUCAAACAUCUUGUAUUUUUCAUUGUCAGCGUAUGAAGUGUUUCCCAUCCCAAUCCUAGUUCUUAUCCAAUUGUUCAAUCUGCCAGAACAAUUCCCCUUCAACACACUUGCACAGCCAUUGUCAGCUUGCAUCCGCAUGGUAUUUGCUCUUUAUAGCAGUCAUUCAACCAAAUUCUAGCAUUCCAGCAUCAUAAGGUGGCAGGCAUGUGUGUCCCUUGCUUUUCCUCUUCCUUUACUCACCACUCACUGCAUCAGGAGGAAGAAGAAAGAGAGGGCUACCAAAGCCUGCACUCUUCUUCUUCCAAUUCAUGAGAAGAAGACUAGAAUCCACAAGAAGAGGCCAUUAAUGAUUUGAUCCAGGAUUCAGCACUUCAUCAUGGGAAGCUUCUUACUCAAGUCUGGUGGUUCAAUGAGACCAAGGAGGAGUAAAUAUGCACACGAGCUGUUUCUGGUGGCUUUCCUCUUCUCUUGGGCUCCCUCUGCUGCGCUUCUCUCCCCUAAAGGCGUCAACUAUGAAGUUCAAGCUUUGAUGGGAAUCAAAGCCUCUUUGAAAGACCCCCACAGCGUUCUUGAGAACUGGGAUCAGGACUCUGUGGAUCCUUGUAGCUGGACCAUGGUUACCUGUUCGUCCGAGAACUUAGUCAUUGGCCUAGGAACUCCAAGCCAAAAUUUAUCCGGCACACUCUCUCCGAGCAUUGGCAAUCUGACAAAUCUUGAGAUUGUGCUCCUCCAAAACAACAACAUAUCAGGACCCAUGCCUAAAGAGAUUGGAAGGCUCUCAAAGCUCAAAACGCUUGACCUCUCCAACAAUUACUUCACUGGUGAAAUCCCUUCCUCCAUAAGCCUGCUGAAAGAUCUACAGUACUUGAGGCUUAAUAAUAACAGUCUCUCAGGAGCAUUCCCUAUGUCUUUGACCAAUCUGACACAGCUUGCGUUCUUGGACUUGUCUUACAACAACUUGAGUGGGCCUGUACCGAGUUUUCCGGCAAAGACAUUCAACAUUGUUGGAAAUCCUUUAAUUUGUGCUAUUGAUUCGGAGAAACAGUGCUUCGGGAUGACUCCCAUGCCGAUGUCCUACGACUUGAAUAAUUCAGAGAGCACUACGAUCGUAUCAAAACCAAGAAACCAUAAAGUUGCUAUGGCAGUUGGAUUCAGCUUUGGUUUCUUCGGUUUAGUAGUUCUAGGUAUUGGGAUACUUCUUUGGUGGAAGCAAAGGCAUACCCAACAAAUUCUUUACCAUGUCGAUGAACAACAUGAUGAGGAAGUCUGCCUUGGAAAUCUAAAACGGUUCCAGUUUCGGGAACUUCAGAUUGCGACAGAUAACUUCAGCAGCAAGAACAUACUCGGUAAAGGUGGCUUUGGAAUAGUUUAUAAAGGCCAUCUAAAAGACGGGACUCUAGUAGCUGUCAAAAGGCUCAAGGAUGGAAGUGCCGUUGGUGGUGAGAUCCAGUUUCAGACUGAAGUUGAGAUGAUUAGCCUUGCCGUUCACCGGAACCUCCUUAGACUCUGCGGAUUCUGUAUGACUGGAACCGAGAGGCUGCUUGUGUACCCGUAUAUGUCAAAUGGAAGUGUUGCUUCUCGGCUCAAAGGAAAACCCCCAUUGGAUUGGACUACUCGAAAGAGAAUAGCACUGGGAGCUGGAAGAGGUCUACUCUACCUUCAUGAGCAGUGUGAUCCAAAGAUAAUUCACAGAGACGUAAAGGCUGGUAACAUUUUGCUAGACGAUUAUUGCGAAGCCAUAGUAGGUGACUUUGGACUAGCAAAGCUCUUGGAUCACCGGGACUCACAUGUAACUACUGCUGUCCGAGGUACCGUUGGACACAUUGCUCCGGAGUAUCUCUCUACUGGGCAGUCGUCUGAAAAAACAGAUGUUUUUGGGUUCGGAAUACUCCUACUCGAGCUCAUCACUGGCAGGACAGCUUUAGAAUUCGGGAAGUCUGUGAACCAGAAAGGCACCAUGCUCGAUUGGGUGAAGAUGAUCCAUCAAGAGAAGAAGCUCGAUAUGCUCAUUGAUAAGAACUUAAAGAACAACUACGAUCUGAUUGAGCUUGAAGAGAUUGUGCAAGUUGCGCUCUUGUGCACACAGUUCCUCCCUGGCCACAGGCCCAAAAUGUCUGAAGUCGUGCGAAUGCUCGAAGGCGAUGGCCUCGUGGAGAGAUGGGAAGCGUCACAGAGAGUCAACUCCCAGAGCUUCAAGAUGCCCGAGUUCAGUUUCGCAGAGAGAUGCUACUCUAACCUUACCGAUGACUCGUCCUUGCUUGUCCAAGCAAUCGAACUCUCCGGGCCAAGGUGACAGCUAAGUAAUUCAAGAUGUGCAGCCAGUGAAAACAAUAUUCUGAAGUUUGACGGAGACUGCUAUUAAUCGCGAAGCGAAUACCAUGCUCGAACCUAAAGCUGUGCACUUGCUAAGUUAGGUGUGGGCAUACCAUAAAAACGGCAAGCUCAGACUUGGAGCAGGAUGAAAUGGAUAAAAUAGUUGUGAGAUUGUUAAAAAGUUGGGUCUUUGAUGAUUGUUCAGUGAGCGAUGAAGGAACUCAAGAACAAUUUGCUGUUUCAAUGGAUUUUUGUUGUAUGUA